UCUGACCUGGGACUUCAACGAACUUUUUUUUUCAGAUACCUAACCGUCUUGCAAUGCAUACCAAUACAGCUGUCAAAUUUUUCUGCGUGAUUUUCUCGAUACUCAUCACAAUAGCAGCAGUCUCACCUGCACCAUAUUCCGAUUAUGACAAUAUAAAUGACCUCUAUGAACUACUCUUACAACAAGAGAAAUUGAAUGAUGAGCUAGGACGCCAUCAAGUUGAAAGGCGAGCAAGAGGUCCACAACUUCGUCUCAGAUUCGGAAAACGAGCUGGUUCCUUCGAUCCCGUAAUGAAACCCAUACCAGUUGAACGGGCUCCAUCUCUACGUCUACGAUUCGGCAAAAGAUCCGAGGAAAGCCCCAUUUCUGAUUAUUUAUCUGGACUGUCAUCGGAAGGUGCUAAUUAAAUUUUCAAUACACUAACAAUGGAGAUCAUCAAUGACAAUUGAUUAUUAAAAUUACUAGGUUCAUUUCUCUGGUUAUUCUUCGUUAAAGAACUAUUUUUCAGUGUUAAUUUGUAAUGUGAAAUAUAAAUUAUUAAACCGUAUUGAAAAACGAACAUGAAAAUGCGACUUAUUAAAGAAAAUCCAUUAUUCUCAAUCGUAUGUGCAGUGCGAUAUAGUAGUCAAUGUAUUGUUUAGAAAUGUUUCAAAUAAAGCUGUAAUUUUUA
Messenger RNA from Leptinotarsa decemlineata (Colorado potato beetle), 670 nucleotides. RefSeq lists its product as uncharacterized. NCBI's taxonomy places the organism in Eukaryota, Metazoa, Arthropoda, Insecta, Coleoptera, Chrysomelidae. The record is from RefSeq and is a predicted model, not a curated record.